Ylistrum balloti is the source of this 3888-nucleotide messenger RNA. RefSeq lists its product as uncharacterized. NCBI's taxonomy places the organism in Eukaryota, Metazoa, Mollusca, Bivalvia, Pectinida, Pectinidae. The record is from RefSeq and is a predicted model, not a curated record. Gene Ontology annotation, molecular function: protein binding. The transcript is spliced from 8 exons.
UCUGCCUCCACAUCAACCCUCGGCUCGUCCCAGUCUUUCUACGGCAGUGUGUGAGUGUACGCUUGGUGGUCGGAAGUAAAGCACAAGGGGAUUUCUGUGUCUGCACCAACACAUUUCCUCUAGUGUUCGCUGUCUGCUUCAGGGGGAUACCACCGUAUUGUAUAAAAGGAAGGCUACCUCGUCCUUCAGUAGUUACAAAAGUCCGGCUCCAGAACCGCCUUGCUAUUUAGUUCAUACCUCACUUGAGAAAUUUAGUAAAACAAACCUGCCAAAAUGUCUGAUCGUAUGAAACCAAUGGGAAUGGAUCGUGCUCUCUCCAGCAAGGAAACACAGGUUCUAUACGCGAUUAAAAUUAUCAAACAGAAGUUGGGAGCUAAGUACGAUAGUGCGUCAGAAGCAGAAGUCAGAAUCUGGAUUCAGGAACUGACCGGGGAAGACAUUGGACAAGGUCCAGCCAAUGUUGAAAAAAGCUUAAAGAACGGCAUUAUACUCAACAAAUUACUGCAGAAACUAUAUGCAGGGACAGCAAAUCUCCCCCCAGCGGCACAAAAUUUCAAACCCUCAUAUUCGGAAUCCGAACUUGCUUUCAAACAGAUGGAAAACAUAGAAAAAUUCUUGAAAGGUGCAAAAUGUUACGGAUUGAAGGACAACAGCUUAUUCCAGACAGUAGACUUGUACGAGGGUCGUAACAUGGCUAUGGUCAUCGCCACAAUCCUACAAGUCGGCACUGAGGCACAGCGACAUGGUUUCAAUGGUCCCUCAGCGGGAUCCGUGCCCCACGCACCAGCAGAAAAACGUAAUUUUACGUACGAGCAAUUGAAAUCAGGCUGUGGGAUGAUCCCUAUAGAGGCGGGCAGCAAUAGAUUUGCCUCACAGAAGGGGAUGACAACAAUGGGCGCAGUCCGUCACGUAGCUGAUAUCCGCUGUGACCAAUACGACAAGGAAUCGCUUACAUUACAGAACCAGCAAGUGGGCACGAACCACUACGCCAGUCAGAAAGGAAUGACAGCUAUGGGAGCUGUGCGCCACAUCUCCGAUAUCAGAGCUGACGACGCUUGUGAUGAGGGGAAAGCAUUAAUUAAUCUACAGUGCGGCACUAAUAUCUGGGCAAGUCAAAAAGGGAUGACUGCGAUGGGUGCCAUUCGACACAUCCGGGACAUCGCUGCUGAUGAUGUGUCGUUAGAGGGCGCUGCUGUUAUCCGUGGAGAUAUGGGAUACACAGAAGGUGCCAGUCAGGCAGGAAUGACGGCCAUUGGCGCCAUUCGGCACGUCUCGGAUAUUCACGUUGACGAUCUCGCAGAGGACAUGAAGAAAGCUUCACAGUAAUAAUAUGCUUGUCCUAAAUUGUUUUCCCACAGCAAUGCGAGAGACAUUCCUCCAGUUGCUCAACGACACAAAUUCAACGGCCCAACUGCUGGAGCAAAACCAACCGAGAAGCAUAUCGUUAAGUUUACCCCAGAUCAACUGAGGGCAGGACAAGGGAUUAUCGGUCUUCAAGCCGGAACUAACAAAUGCGCAAGUCAAAAGGGGAUGUCCAUCGGAGCCGUCCGCCAUAUUGCAGAUAUCAGAGCUGAUGAUUUGUCACAAGAAGGCCAGGGGAUUGUUAGUCUUCAGGCCGGAACAAACCAGUGCGCAAGUCAAAAGGGAAUGGCGAUGGGAGCAGUGCGUCAUGUAUCGGAUAUCAGAGCGGAUGAUAUGUCACAGGAAGGUCAUGGGGUUAUUGGUCUCCAAGCCGGAACUAACAAAUGCGCAAGUCAAAAGGGGAUGUCCAUCGGUGCCGUCCGCCAUAUUUCAGACAUCAGAGCGGAUGAUAUGUCUCAGGAAGGACAGGGAAUCGUAGGUCUACAGGCCGGAACCAACCAGUGCGCAAGUCAGAAAGGAAUGGCGAUGGGAGCAGUGCGUCACGUGUCAGAUAUCAAAGUAGACAACUCUUCGAUCGAAGGUCAUGGAAUCAUAGGGCUCCAGGCCGGCAGCAACAAAGGCGCAUCUCAAUCUGGCAUGAACAUCGGCGGUAUUCGCCAUGUCUCCGAUAUCCGUACAGAAGACUGUUCCAUGGAAGGUCACGGGGUCAUUGGUUUACAAUCUGGAAGCAACAAGGGUGCGAGCCAGAGCGGUAUGGUCAUUGGUGGAGUCCGCCAUAUUUCUGAUAUCCGUGUUGACGAUUACUCUCAGGACGGGGCAGGUAUCAUUGGUCUCCAGUAUGGCUCCAACAAGGGCGCAAGCCAGGCGGGAUCACGUGGUUUUGGCGCCACACGACACAUUGCUGAUAUCCAAGUUCGGGACAUGGCUGAAGAUAUGUACUACUAGGCUGUUCUUAUGGCUUAGAGAACUAGCCCAUUCCAGGGUUCAUCAUGGUACUAGAUGAAGGUACGCGCCAUGCAACUUUAAUAAGAAUACAACAAGCUCAGUCUUACUUAGAAUAACAGUCUAACAAACAUUGGUCGAAUACCAGAAGUAGCCAAGGAAUUCUUUACCAAGUAUAAUUAAAUAACCUUCCAGCUGAUUGAGAAAGAAAUAUAGUAAAAAUGUCUCGAUAUACCUUGUGUAGGAACGUACAGAUAAACUUCCCUAUUGAAAUAUUGACUUCAAAAUUCUGCAUGUAAAUUUUUCAUAAAGAUUCAACAGAAAACUGUUAAUUUUGCCAUAUGAGCCCUGCGAAUGUAACGUGAAACCAGCCUGGUUCACGUGAAGCCAUUUAUCGAGUCAAUGUUCUACUUACAUGAUUCCAACCGGAAGAUACAUAACUUUCUAUAAAUAGUCCUGAUGCAAUACGUAAUUAUGAUCAAUAAUGAGAAGAUUUACGAGAACCACCCGAAGUAGCUUCUCUGAGACGUAAAGAAGCACGAGUUUGAUUUAGAAAGGACGCUUUACGGGGAAAUCGUAAACUUAGAUACGUCAAUGUUAUUAUAAAUGAAAGUAUUCAUGUUUCUGAGGAAACGUUUCGAAUUUUGACAAUUUUACAACAAACAGUUAAAAUUAUAUGUUAGUAUUUUGUUCCUGUCUUAUCUAUGUAGUGUGGGAGCUGUUUGUGAGAAGGAGUGAUUUGUUUUGAAGCUUUGAAUGCCUUUUGAGUUAUAUAUAUAUAAAUAUUCGGUUAUCGUUUAUUUUGCUAUAAGUAUGUACUGCGGGGUUUUUUUUUUAAAUAAGUACAUGACGCAUCGAAACGCGAUAUCUAAAACAGCUGACAAGUAAGCUCUGUAAUAUUAAAAAAUAUAGCACAAUUUUAUGUUCAUAUGGAUAGAACCAAUUUCAUUCUGAAAUCGCAGAAAUUGUACAUAAAUACAAAUUUGUUGAACUAUAUUGAUGUUUGCCUGCUAUUGUUCGUAACGCAACCUUUUUGUACCAGCCGAAAUCAUACUAUCAUAUUGUUAAUCAUAUCACUUCCAAAUUGCAUAAAAUGAUACACCUAAUAGCUGAAGCGGAGCCGGGUCUGUUCUGAGAGGGAAGUUAGCAGACAUCAUAACCAUUAUUAGUCAGCAAUUAUUCUCAUAUGCAAAUCAGUUUGAUUUUACAAGAAGUUUGAUUUUGAUUUCUUAAUUUUUUAUUUUUUAUUUAUGUUUUUCCAACGCAAAGCAAAUUAAACGAGCAGCAACCGUAUGUCCAACAGCUUAGCACAGUGAGACGGUCGUGGAUAUAGUUUGUUUGGUGUUCGAUUGGGUUUUUAAAAGAUGAAAGAUUUUGUCGAAUCAGUUAGUCUACAGAUUUCUGUAUAACGAUGUUCAACAACUACCAGGUGUGAUACUGACAGCGCGUGGCGGAGUUCUAAAUGGUGGGUAUCAUUUCAGUAGCCACAACAGCUAGCGUGAAUGAAAACGACCUGUUGUUUUACACAAUUUUGAAUUAUAUAUAUACUUGAAAACAUCUAUUAAAUGCAAUUAUGUGUAUCAG